AUGGAAGACACACACCAACUCUUCGCGCGCGCAACUUAUUGUCGCGAUCAAUUUGGCAGAGUAUACCGUUGCAGAAGUACUUGGAGCAAUUGGGGCCGUUGGGUCGCUUUGGCUGUCAUUGUCAUCGCUGCGCUUAUCCUAUUCUUCCUCAUUGCAUGCAUCAGUUCCCGCCGUCGUCGCAAGGCCGGUCGCAAGCCGUUCUACGGCACUGGAUGGGCAGGUAAUGCUAGACCUCCCUUUGGCGGGCAGCAGCAGCAAUACAACCCCAACUACAACACCCAACAGCCGCAUUACGGCCAACAAACCGCACCUCCCAACUACAACCAGUCGACUGGUGGUUACUACGGUCAACCACAAGGCGGUGAGGCACAGAGCUAUUUUGGUGGCCAGCGAGGUGAUGUCGAGAUGAACAACAGCGGCUAUGCGCCACCUGCUGGUCCUCCUCCUAGCAAGGUCGUUCACUAA
Molecule: messenger RNA, 465 nt
Organism: Cyphellophora europaea CBS 101466
Lineage: Eukaryota; Fungi; Ascomycota; Eurotiomycetes; Chaetothyriales; Cyphellophoraceae
Exons: 3
Coding region: 1-465 (154 amino acids)
Biological process (GO): vesicle-mediated transport
Cellular component (GO): intracellular membrane-bounded organelle
Source: RefSeq, a predicted model, not a curated record